Toxorhynchites rutilus septentrionalis is the source of this 5488-nucleotide messenger RNA. RefSeq lists its product as uncharacterized. The record is from RefSeq and is a predicted model, not a curated record. The transcript has a single exon. The coding region runs from base 600 to 1022 and encodes 140 amino acids. Lineage: Eukaryota; Metazoa; Arthropoda; Insecta; Diptera; Culicidae.
CGCUUGUUCACUCAUUCUGUUGUGAGACAUCGCCGAGUACGGAUCGCCGCAAAGCCAAGAAGCAAAGAAGAAAGAGUUUUACUACUCGAUAAAUAAAACACACACAUACACACAUAACAGAGUGAAGUGAGGAAAAAGUAGAAAGUGUCUUUCGUAAGAGCCUAACCGUGGUUGCCUGUUACAACUCGCUAUCAUCCCACUGUGUUGUGGAAUUUCCGGCAUCCGUAAAGUGUGUUCGCGUCGAAUGUAAAUAUUUUGGAGAUAUCGUUCCGGUGUACGAUUCCAGGAUUUUCGCAUAGUGAAUUUUCACGUUCGCGGAAUACGAGAAGAAGAAACAAAAGACGGUCCACGCACACACAGAAGUGGGAAGGAAUAAAACAAAACCUGAAAUUAAGUAGGUAGACGAGGUAGAGGUGAACUGAGUAAAGUUAUCGAUUUUCGAGUGUGAAUCGGGACGGAAAAAAGUUGGAUACGUGAGACGCCGCAUUCGGAUUGCAGAUUGCAGAGUGUUUUUUUGGUAGACGGUGAGAGAGGCGUUUGCAUACAACGAAUUAGGAUUCAUUAUCAGUGAGGAGGAUUAUAAUCACAACGAAAACACAAUGGCUUUUAUGAUGCCGGUGAUGAAAAAUGAGUUCGACAUCUACAAAGGUCGCCAGCGUCGGAUUUCCGAGUGCUCGAAUCAGAGUUCGUGCCACUCGCGGAAGGUGUCGGAAAGUUCCCGUUCCGACUGUCCGAGUUUGUCAACAUCUCCGGGCAAUGAGUAUAUGGCCGGUUCGCCGGCGCGCCACCGUAGCCACCCGAUGUAUAUGUCCCAUCUGGCCUCGCGACCACAGUUCUCGCGUAAUUCAUCACGAACGUCGCAGAGCUCGUUGAUAACGAGUCCCACGAAGACCAGCUCGGCCAGCAGCCCCCCGAAGGCCGCCUCCGGUAGCCAGAGCAGUUUGAACAAGUUCCACACGCGGCUGGUUGACAAGCUGCGCAAAUCGUUACGGAAGAGCAAAUCUUCCGAUGGUCGCUCAUGAGAAAGCACUCCGCUGACCAGUAGGGAACCUCCGGACGCCGAUAGGGAUUUACAAGAUGACGAGGAACAGGGCGAGGGAGAGGGAGAAGACGAGGAGCUGGUGCUGUCCGAUAGUGUUCUGCAUGUUACGUCCAAGCCACCGCUUCCCCAUCGCUCCAGCACACCGCACCGGACCGGCAAAAGCAACGGCGGCGGCGGCGGUGGACGGUUCCGAUCCAGGCGUGGCACUGUCAGUGCUCCGAGGUAAUUUCUGGCUGAUGACGAUGGUGACGCAGACGAGUCGAGUCGCAGACGAGGCGAGGGUGAUUACACAAAUGUAAGAGAUCGUAUCUUGUAUUGUUAACUCAAUAAGCUAUAAGUCGAUAUGACCAAUAUACAAAGCAUCAGAAUAAUACUUAUCCAGGAUAAACGGGUGCCAUUAUUGUACGUCUUUUUUUGUUCUGUCCCCUCGAAAAAGGGGGGAUUAUCUGCUCUCCGCUACGGAGAGGGGGAGAAGCACAAGUUUUUUGUACUCCAAAUUUCACACCGUAGGGAAACAAUUGGAUUAAUUUGUGAGCAGCAGCUUUAAGUAGGUUUUUUUACAUCUCUCUUUCACACUGUUAUCGAAAUUUUAAGUCUCCCGACGUCAUGCAUACAAUAUGACAAGAAAACAGUGCCGUGACACGGGUUAGUCAUCAUCCUUUGAUUCCGAUCGCUUGCUUAGCUAAUAACCAAAAAAAUAUUGCCAUUAUCUGAUGUUUGGUAACCAGUGCAGCAAAACACUUAAGCUUGUAUGUUACAUAAUCAAACAAUGGUCGUGUCCGUGUGACGCGUUCCGUUUUUGUGUACCAACAACAAUGAGAGAAAUUCUAAAGCAAAUAUAAAGAAAAUUGAAAAAGCAUUGUUUAAACGGGAAAUUUUAGCGUAUCAAUCUAAUCUAUAAUCUGUGAUACGUGCUGAAUAUAUAUAUAUAUAUAUUCACAUUAGAUAACUUGUAACAUACAAUCUGUAUCGAAUUUUGACUAUCUACAAACGGACCUGAACUUCAGCAAAAGAAGCAAAAAAAAGGUAAACAAACCAAAUGCUAAGAGUGCAUUGAUCGGAAGUGAAACGUUGCUUCCGGCGAAUCGAUAUCGAUUCGCGGUAGAAAAUAUGAUGCUAGGAGAGGAAACAAACGAAAACGAAAAAAAAACAAAACAUUUAUUCUCACGCAUUAUCACACAACACCUACACAUACAUAAGCCUGAGUGUAAAAGAAAUGAGCUGUGAUUCGAUGAAGGCAACAACAUAAUGUAUGCGCUAUGUGAGUGCUUGUACAUUUUAGAUAUCUCUUUCGCAAUCAUGCAAGCAAGCCAUACAUCGAGACACAAGCGGCAAGCAGGGUUGCCACAUUUAAUUCUGUUGAAUUUUCUGAACAAUACAGAUUUGUAUUUUCAGAAAAAAAAACCGUAUUAAAAUAUUAACGGAAAAAAUGAAAAGAAAGGUUUAUAUUCAAUUUGAACCAGCUGACCUGCCGAUCGUCCCGCCCAAAAUUACUUUUUUUAUAUAAUUUUUUUCAAACAUUCACGUUCUUUCACUAAGCGAACGUUCGUGCCCAUAACAUGUUUCACCGUUACAUGGAAUAAAAGUUUGGUACAGAAAAGUAAAUUUUCAUUCGUAAUUUUUCAUUUUCAAGGUGCAUUUCACAUAAGAAUCAAUUUUCAUUUUCGCUUCACACCAACGGAACACGAAGAUCAAUUCCGCAAACGCGAAAUCCAACUGGGCUAACAACGUUAUCAUUGUAGAACAUAUGAAAGGUGCAGUGUCUAAAAACGCUGACAUGUUUUUAGACACUGCACCUUUCUUCUUGAACUUGGCUUUGACAAUUGCUCAGUAACGUUCAAUUGGUCGCAGUUAGGUGGGUUGAGGUCUUUUUCGACGAACGACGAACUCGUGUUUUUAUCCGCUGAAUCAUUCCAACACUGGUUUUAAACUUCUUGGCCAAACCACGAAUGAAUCCAGACCUGUUCUUCUGAAUAUAAUUUAUAACUUUUCGGUCCAAUUAGGGACUUACUUGGUCCCGGCUUUCGUCCACUUCUGAUGAGAUCCUGGAACGGACACUCAUUACCGAACUUUGCGACGUUUCGUUUAGCACUUUCUGGACAAACUUUGAAGUUUUUUGCUAUAUUGUGGUAUGUAACACUCUUUUUGGUGCAUCAAUUGUGCAGAAUUUUCUUUUUAGUUUCCAAAUCAAUCCACGACAUUUCGAAAACAACUUUAUGACCGCGACUGAAUGACUUGUAUUUCGAUUUUUGACAUGUGAACAAAACGUGCCCCGAUUACACGGCAAAGAAAAGUUCACACGUUUGUGUGAAAUGUUUAAGACUACUUUUCGAUAGAUUCCUUAACGUUUAUAAGAGUCAAAUUUCACCUUAACAAACUGAUUCUUCUCUACAUUAGGAUUUAGUUUGGCCGCCUUCAGCUUCAAGGUGUCGAGGCAUACUUCCAACGAGGUUUUUAUUUGUUGCGAGUUGAUAUUCAUCCAGGCCUCUUCCACAGCUUUAAACAGUUUGUCGCGGUUGGUGACAUUUCUCUUGUCGACGUUUCGAUCCAAAAUGAACCACCAAUUUUCUGUUGGAUAUAAGUCCGGGCUUUUUUGGUGGCUAUUCCAAUAGCUUAAUACGUGGAGCACGGAAGUAUGUAGUGGUUUUGUGGGCGGAAAUGCUUAUGAUCGUUGUCUUGCUGAAAAAUGAACUUUUCGCGCCGACUCUCUAAGAUUCCUUUUCAAAAUGCUGAUGUAAUAGUCUGUCGUCAUUAUGCCAUAAAUUUUCUCAAGAUUACUCAAGAUCCGACCGAGCAAAGCACCCUCUCUGCAGCAGGUGAUAUUAUCACCUCCGAGUUUGACCUUCUUCUGGAUAUUUUUGUCGGCAAGAUUCUCGCCAGAUUUCGCUCAAACUUUUGCUCGUUGUUUGCGGCCGAAGAGUUCAAAUUUAUUUUCAUCGCUCCAGAUAACCUGCGUCUUACAAACAGCCUUAGCAAUGAAUACAACAAUUUCCCAUCAAACCUUUUGACAUCCCACAGCUGGGACCAAGUUAUAUCUGAGUCACUCAAUUUUUGCCCCAUAUAAUUCGUCUUGAGUAGCUUGAAUUCGUUAUCCAAGCUUUGUCUAUCACAUGUUUCACCGAAUUGAAGAAAAUGACGCAUCAAAUUUGGCAUGUGGAGGUUUUAGGAGGCAAGAAAUGUUUUUAUUGUGAUUCACAACGUGAAGGUAUUGAUAACAAAGAAAAUCCAUUUCGGGCGGAACAAAGUUUGCCGGGUUAGUUAGUUUAAAAUAAAUCUGUACAUUCUGUUUCUUUCCUGAAAAACUGUUAUUCUGUAUAUACAGAUUCUGUAUCUGAAAUUGGGUCGAAAAAUCUGUAAAAUACAGAACAUUCUGUAUAUGUGGCAACCCUGUAUGUGAGUGCUUGUACAAUAUAGAUUUCUCUUUCGCUAGCAUGUAAACAAGCGAAACAUCGAGAAUCAUGCGGCUCUUGCUCUUGUUUUGUCUUCUCUGUGUGUGAGCUCACUAAUGUCUGUUUCUUGAGGCGCUUCUUGUGCAUAUAUUUACACAAACCAUAAUCCUUACUCGUGAAUAUUUAUUCCCCACCCAACAAGCACUAUGAUUGUCUGCAGAAUAUUUAAGUAAUCCAUAUCUUGAAAGUGAUGACUUCUCCUCUAUAGUCUGAAGACGUAACUUUUAUCCCUAUUAGAUGUCCACCUUUUUCUCGAGCCCAUCACCACUUACACGCGUGGCUCUUUUCUAUCAAGCUAGUAUUAGGACUGCAUAACACAAAAUCUGGAACUUAAAUCAAAAACAAUACCUUCAUUGGUGUAGCAUUAUAUAUGUAUAUCACGAACAUUGAAGCUUUAUUUUUCAUUAAAGACUGCUGCAUAGAUUUAUACUUAGAUUUUAUCUUUUGUUAUAUUUAAGAAUAAGCAAAUCAAAACCCGAAAGAGUUACUAUAUUCGCAUUAUGUGGCGUAUACAAAUAAGCUGGUUAUUAUAUACAUAUAUAUAUCUUGUGUUGUAAAACUAACUUUUUUUUAUCGUGUACCAGCUGGGCUGUACGAAAGUGGACAGACAAAAACCAAGCGAAAUUGUAAACCACCAUACAAACACCAUCAAAAUUUCAGCAAAACAUUCCAUUUUGCCAAAAAAGAAACGAUGAAAAAAUAAACACAGAACUAAUCUCAGAAGGAAAUCGUGAACGAUAACUCCGAAAUUUGAUCAAACUUUUAUUUCGUAUCCUGGAUUCGAUAUCCCAUAAUUUUGUAAGUGCAACGAAUAGUGAAUUUCUGUCCUGUUUUUUGUAGAUGUUUGAAGUUUGUAAAAUAGUAUUAGACGGAAUAUUGUAUAUUUUGUAUUAAUAUACGACAACAUAUAUUAGACUUACAUCUACACACACAUGAACAAUAUUAUCUUGUAACGAAUAAAGGAACGAUUAAAAAAAAGACUUCAAUAAUACCAAAA